ACUCCAAGGAGAAUUCUCUCUUUGGUUCCGGUCGUCAGAGAGUGCAGACUCUCACCUGCCCAGCCAUGGGCUGGGUGAGGGAGGGGAAGCCACGCGGCCUAGUCCAGUAGUUGCUUACUCCUGUUUUAGCAAAUGUAACACCAGAAUCAAGUCCCUUCCUGGGAUGAAAACCUGUGAAUUCAUCAGCCAAGAUGGAGCUUCAGUUUUGGCCUGAUUUGGUGUCUCCCUUGAAAAAGCUGAACAGUUGGAUGCUCUUGGUGGUUCUGGUCAUAUCUCUUUUGAUUAUUGACCUAGUGAAAAAGAGACGACCCAGGAAUUUCCCUCCAGGGCCGCAGCUCUUUCCUCUCGUGGGAACCUUUGUGGACUUAAAGCAGCCUCUCCACCUUGCACUGCAGAAGCUUACAGGUUGGUAUGGGAACAUCUUCAGCGUGCAGUUUGGAAGUCUGACAUUCGUGGUGGUCAACGGGUACCAGAUGGUGAGAGAAGCUCUUGUCCACCAGGCUGAAACAUUUGCUGAUCGGCCAAAUAUUCCACUCCUCCAAGAAAUAUUUAGAGGCUUUGGGCUCAUAUCAUCCAAUGGGCACAUAUGGAGGCAGCAGAGGAAGUUUGCUUUAGCAACACUGAAAAGCCUUUCUGUAAAUUUUGAGGAAAAAGUGCAAGAGGAGAGUCGGUACCUCGUGGAGACAAUUGAGGAGGAGAAAGGACAACCCUUUGACCCUCAUUACAAAAUUAAUAGUGCUGUUUCGAACAUCAUCUGUUCCAUAACUUUUGGGAACCGCUUUGACUACCAUGACAACCGUUUCCAAGAACUGCUGCACUCCCUGGCUGAAACGCUGCUGCUCAUCGGAAGUUUCUGGGGCCAGCUCUAUAAUGCUUUUCCUUUGAUCAUGAGAUGGUUGCCAGGACCCUUCAGGAAAAUCUUCAGGCACUGGGAGAAACUUCAAUAUUUUGUGAAAGGAGUGAUUGCAAAGCACAAGGAGGAUUUGGACCAGUCCGAGGCAGGAGAUUAUAUUGACUGUUACCUGAAGGAAAUAGAAAAGUUUAAGGGUGACACCAGCUCCUAUUUCCAUGAGGAAAACCUGCUGUGCUGUACCUUGGACCUGUUCUUAACUGGGACUGAGACAACGGCGACCGCCAUCCGCUGGGCUCUGCUCUACAUGGCCGCGUACCCCCACAUUCAGGAGAAAGUGCAGCAGGAGAUCGACGCCGUGGUCGGGCAGUGCCGGCAGCCCUCGAUGGCCGACAAGGAGAAGAUGCCCUACACCAGCGCUGUGCUGAGCGAGGUCCUGCGCAUGGGCAACGUGGUGCCACUGGGGGUGCCCCGCAUGGCCACCAGCGACACCACCCUGGCCGGCUUUCACCUGCCCAAAGGCACCACCCUGAUGACGAGCCUGACUUCAAUAAUGUUCGACAAAAACGUGUGGGAGACUCCAGACACCUUUAAUCCUGAACAUUUCCUGGAAAACGGCCAAUACAGGAGGCGGGAGGCUUUUCUGCCCUUCUCUGCAGGCAAGAGGGCUUGUCCCGGGGAGCAGCUCGCCAGGACCGAGCUCUUCAUCUUCUUCGUGGCCCUGCUGCAGAAGUUCACCUUCCAGGCCCCAGCAGCGCUGUCCUUCGCCUUCACGCUCAGCCUCACGCGCUGCCCCAAACCCUUCCAGCUCUGCGCUGUGCCCCGCCACUGAACCAGGCCUGGGGCUGCCCCACAGCCCCCCGCGGCCUCACAAACUGGGAAAUCCCCUUCUCCUGACGACCCCAGAGAUGCUGGGCUGAAAUGAUGGGUCCUGGAGGUCCAGAACCUGCCGGCAUUUGGGUGGUAGGGGAAGGGAUCAAGGGCCGCAUGCCGCACGCUGCGCAAACACAACCCUUGUGGCUCUUCCCUUCACCUCAUUCCUGCUCCCUGCUACCAGUCUGACAAAAUGCAUGAAUUUAAAAGCCUUAUUACCUAAUUUCCACUGUCAGCAAUUCCCAGGAAGUUGUUGCAUCCUGGGAUUGGGUUUAGGGGUUCUGGGAUUAGGGGUUCUUAUUUGUGUUAGCUAGCCGAGUCCUUGUACCCCCGUGCUUCUCCCGUGUCGUUCCCCCAUCCCGCGGUGUCUGGCCCCAGGCUGCCUGCCCGUUCAGAACGCCGCAGGAAGGGAACGAGCCAGCUGCAAAAGCAUGGUUUGAUGUUGACUUUUCCAUAGGGAAUAUGUCCCUCACCGCUUAGCAGCCCCUAAUGCUGCAGCACCCAAAUAGCCAAGGGCUCCUGAGGUGUCCCUGCUCAGAGAGAGCUGCUGGCCUUGGACACAAGCUCUGGACUCAUGACUCAGCAUCAGUUUGGACUUUCAGGUGACCACAGCCAAUCCUGAGCCUCAGCUGGGCUUGGGCUCAGGGUGGUGGACACUCCCUGCAGCACCACAUUGCUGCUGUGUGAUGGAAAUCACAGAAUCAAAGAAUAGUUUGGCUUGAAAGGGACAUUAAAGAUCAGCCCCUCUGCCAUGGGCAGGGACACAUUCCACAAAAUCAGGUUGCUCCAAGCCCCCAUCCAGCCUGGCCUUUUAUCCCUGGACACUUCCAGGGAUAAAAAAUAUCUAAGCAGAGAUCUCUGCAGCAGCAGCAAGCAUUUUUUUGAAUCUCAAAGAGCAUAUGGGAAUUUUAAUUAGGAGGCUACAGGGGAAGAAGCUGCUUCUACCGAAGCCCAGCCCAAGUGGGAUGGCACAAGGAGCUGUGCUUCCAGCAGAUCUGGAAGGGCUAUAAAAAUAUGAUACAGCAAUUUUAUAUUAGAAAAGCAAAAGGUUUGUGCUAGUAAAAUACAAAUCAGAAAAGCUGCAACAAAAUAAGCCUCUGGGGCUGCUGGGGAGCAGUUCACCUAAAGUGCAGCAGAAAGGGAACAGCAGUGAGUGUUGGAAGGGUCGUGCCCGUGGCGGCUCAGAGCCGGCCCUCAGGAAGGAAGUGUUGGAACAGUGGCUUUGUGGUGGGAAGUCACGAGUUCAGCACUUCCCCCUCUGCUUCUGGCAAAGAUUUGUGUCUGUGUGUGACCAGCAUGGGCAUAGUGGGGGGCCGAGGAAGUGGCUGGGACAGGGCACCCUGCAUGAUGGACACAGCUUCUUCCUAUGCCAGGCCUCUUUGGAUAAGAGUUAAUUAAAUGUGCAACUUGGAGAGAAAUUUUCCAUUUAUGUGACCAGGCAUUUGUGCUUAGAAAUGCUGUCUCCUAUGUGCUUCAGUUUGGACUAUAGUCACAGCAAAGAUUCUUCUUCUUGGUUUUGUUUUGUUUUGUUUUGCUUCUUACCUUUCAUAAGUGACUUUUCUGUGGGUACCCACGUAGGAUAUGGUCUAGUUAACAGGAAAAGAGGAUUACAUCGAGUUUCAUUUCCACUGGUUUUCUCCUCUGUCCCCAGCAAUAGCGGCUUUGCUGCGGUACAAAGCAAUCCCUGUGCAGUGGCAGAUUUGUGCCACAGGGGAGAGUCCUCUGCACAUCACAUCCCUGCCACGCCGGGCACACGGGGAUUCUGUCACUGAGCUGUCCUUCCGACUGAUCACUGUAAUCCUAUUGCAUUCUUAAUUAUUGUUUCACAGUCACAGGCUCCCAUGUUGUGUUUUUGUCUUUGUAAAGAAAACAUAAAAGAUACAGGGACUUUUUUUUACCUAUGAAGUCUUCAAUGGAACUCGGGACUAGGCACUGGUUUCUCUCCAUUUUUGUGUUUGUUCUGCUGUAGGUCUGACCUCUGGCUUGUUGCACUGGCUUAGCAAAUAAAUAUUGAUCUCAUUUGAUAUCUUGA
This is a messenger RNA of Vidua chalybeata, 3755 nucleotides long. RefSeq names its product cytochrome P450 2J2-like. Bases 192 to 1682 code for a protein of 496 amino acids. Gene Ontology annotation, cellular component: intracellular membrane-bounded organelle; cytoplasm. Gene Ontology annotation, molecular function: iron ion binding; heme binding; oxidoreductase activity, acting on paired donors, with incorporation or reduction of molecular oxygen, reduced flavin or flavoprotein as one donor, and incorporation of one atom of oxygen. Lineage: Eukaryota; Metazoa; Chordata; Aves; Passeriformes; Viduidae. The transcript is spliced from 10 exons. The record is from RefSeq and is a predicted model, not a curated record. Gene Ontology annotation, biological process: xenobiotic metabolic process.